Messenger RNA from Nannospalax galili (Upper Galilee mountains blind mole rat), 3243 nucleotides. RefSeq names its product acyl-coenzyme A synthetase ACSM2, mitochondrial. The transcript is spliced from 14 exons. Gene Ontology annotation, cellular component: mitochondrial matrix. The record is from RefSeq and is a predicted model, not a curated record. Bases 146 to 1882 code for a protein of 578 amino acids. Gene Ontology annotation, biological process: acyl-CoA metabolic process; fatty acid biosynthetic process. Gene Ontology annotation, molecular function: fatty acid ligase activity; fatty-acyl-CoA synthase activity. NCBI's taxonomy places the organism in Eukaryota, Metazoa, Chordata, Mammalia, Rodentia, Spalacidae.
CUGCAGGGAUUUGAUCUGGGAACUGUCUACUUCAAAGAUGCGUUCUCCUCCAGAGCUACAGAUACUCUAGAACUGCUUGUCCAAGAGAAGAAUAGACCAAGCUAUCCCUAGAGAAAUUUCCAUAAGGGAUUUGGCAGGUCUGACCAUGCAGUGGCUGUUGAAAUAUCGGGGACUUUGCUCCCUAUGGCGUCCUGAGAUGUCUAGUCCCACUUUCCAUAUUAAUAUCAGAAAAUGGAUGUCCAUACAGUGGGGCCACCAGGAAGUGCCUGCCAAGUUCAACUUUGCUAGUGAUGUGAUGGAUCACUGGGCCAGCAUGGAGAAGGCUGGCAAGAGACCUCCAGGCCCAGCCCUGUGGUGGGUGAGUGGCCGUGGUGAAGAACUGAAGUGGAACUACAGAGAACUGAGUGAAAUCAGUCAGCAGGCAGCCAAUGUCCUCUCGCGGGCCUGUGGCCUGCAGCGUGGGGAUCGUGUGGCAGUGGUUCUUUCCCAAGUCCCAGAGUGGUGGCUGGUGACCCUGGGCUGCAUGCGAACUGGCCUCGUUUUCAUGCCUGGGACUGUCCAGAUGAAAUCCACAGACAUUCUCUAUAGGCUGCAGGUGUCCAAGGCCAGGGCCAUUGUGGCUGGGGAUGAAGUGGCCCAGGAAGUAGACACUGUGGCCCCUGACUGCCCUUUACUGAGAAUCAAGCUGCUGGUGUCUGAGAGGAGCCGGGAGGGAUGGCUAGACUUCAAGAAACUACUAAAAGAAGCAUCUACCACUCACCACUGUGUAGAGACUGGAAGUCAUGAAGCAGCUGCCAUCUACUUCACUAGUGGGACCAGUGGCCCUCCCAAGAUGGCAGAACACUCCCAUUCGAGCUUGGGCAUCAAGGCCAAGAUGGAUGCUGGCACCUGGACUGGCCUGAAAACCUCCGACACAAUAUGGACCAUAUCAGACACAGGUUGGAUAGUGAACAUUUUAACCGCAUUUCUGGAGCCCUGGACACUGGGAGCAUGCAUUUUUGUCCAUCUCUUGCCGAAGUUUGAUCCACAGACUGCUCUAAAGGUGCUGUCCAGCUACCCCAUCAACAGCAUGGUGGGCGCCCCCCUCAUUUACCGGAUGUUGCUACAACAGGACCUUUCCAGUUACAAGUUCCCACACCUGAAGAACUGCUUCACUGGAGGGGAGACCCUUCUUCCAGAAACUCUGGAGAGCUGGAAGGUCCAGACAGGACUGGAGAUCCGAGAAUUCUAUGGCCAGACGGAAACGGGACUUACCUGCAGAGUUUCCUGGACGAUGACAGUCAAAUCAGGCUACCUGGGAACAGCCGUUCCCCAUUAUGAUGUACAGGUCAUAGAUGAAGAGGGCAAUGUCCUGCCCCCUGGCAAAGAGGGAGACAUAGCCAUCAGGGUGAAGCCUUUCCGACCUGUGGGCAUCUUUUCUGGCUAUGUGGACAAUCCCAACAAGACACAGGCCAACAUUCGAGGAGACUUUUGGCUUCUAGGAGACCGAGGAAUCAAGGAUCCAGAUGGAUAUUUCCACUUCAUAGCACGGACAGAUGAUAUCAUUAACUCCAGUGGGUACCGAAUUGGACCAUCAGAGGUGGAGAAUGCACUGAUGGAGCACCCUGCUGUAGUUGAGACAGCAGUGAUCAGCAGCCCAGACCCCACCCGAGGAGAGGUAGUGAAGGCAUUUGUGGUCUUAGCCCCCGAGUUCCUGUCCCAUGACCCAGACCAGCUCACCAAGUUACUGCAGCAGCACGUAAAGUCAGUGACAGCACCAUACAAGUACCCCCGGAAGGUGGAGUUCGUUUUGGAACUGCCCAAGACCAUCACAGGGAAAGUCGCUAGAGGAAAGCUUCGAGCUAAGGAAUGGAAAACAUCUGGACAAGCCCAAGCCCAGUGAGACUCCCAAGAGCUCUCAGCACUCAGUGGGGUUCUCCCUGUCUUCUCUGUUUUCCUUUCCUUUGGGUCCUCGGGCUUCCUGUGAAGAUGCAGAUUAUUCAUACAAAGGCAGGCAUGCGAUUUCUGUGUUUGGUUGGCUAUUAGCACAGAACACUGAUAUGUUGGCUUCUAAAAGAAAACAGAGGGAGGGAAUGAGAGAGAAAAGGCAAAGAAAAAACCAAAAAAGACUAAAAUAGCAAGGACACAUAAUUAAAGAUUAAAGUAGGGGGUCAGGGAGCAAGGGAGGGAAGGAGAAAACGGAGAGAGAAAAGAGAGGAGAAAGAACUGGAGAAAUGAAGCAAAACAAGGAAAGAGGAGGAAAAGAGUGUGCAGCCAGGACAUCCGUCUUCUCCAGGUCACCCCAACCCUUAGAGAUCAUGAUCAGGGGAGGGGCGUUUGCUAUAUGCCAGGUACUGUCCUAGACAGGUCAUGGAUCAUCCUCCUUCAUCUGUAUGUCAUCUUUAGGUUCAGCUCCUGGUUGAAAAAGCAAUGUGAACACCUUAAAAGGUGUCAGUCCCUGCUUUUGAUGGCCUCUGUACUUCCUAGGGUCAGUAUUAAAACCAUUUCAAAAUCAAGAUCUCCAGAACACUCUUAGGGAAGACAAAGAAGGGAGGGGUAUUGGCAGCAGCUUCUGGGUUGGGAAAGAUGGAGAAGGGAUGAUAGAUGAAGCUGUUGAUGACAAAGUCCAGGAUCAGCUACCAGGGCUUUCUCACCACCAGAUCCAUGGGUCCAAGAGAGAGGGGAUUUUUGAGAGCUUUGCUUCUAACCCAGAGACGAGGGUGAAAAUUCCUAGCAGGAUUGGACAAGCAGGAGAAUAAACGGAAGGUUUUCAAGGGACAUUGACUCUUCUUCAGAAUAUUCAAUAAAAAUAACAACAGCAGCCCUAAUACUAUAUUAACCGCUUAUCAUACCUUGAAGACAUGAGUGUCAAUCCCUCUUAAUGUCCACAAUCACCUUUUUAUGCCUUUUUUAAGAGAGGGUCUCCCACCACCAUUCCCAGCUCAUAGUCACCUUUUGACUCGGGCCACAUUACUUUAAAUUUUACAGAGAAGGGAACUAAGACUUAAAAAGAUUAAAUAACAUUCCAUAGUCACACAGCUAGAAAGUGGAACAGGUUCUCUCUUGUACCACACCUGUGUUUUGAAUAUCUGUGCUUUCUUCAUCAGCGGGUUUGCUUUGGCUUCUAGCCCUUUGACUGCAGUCUCUUAGAAUCCUCCAGAUAAAUAAAACCAAUCUCAGAAACAGUAGGAAGAUAUAAUACUAUGUUAUUUAACUGAACUUUAGAUGCUUAUCUUUAAGUAAAGUUCAUUAAGUUUUCAAGAA